GAAGCUCUUUAUCGAUAUUCUCGUGUCAUUUUUUCGCUGUCCUCGUUCUACGGACUUUUUUCUCGUCGCCACCAUCUUGAAUCAACCUGGCUUCUUCAAAAAGUCUGUGUAUCGGACUCGUCUAGCUCGAGGACGAUUUGAGAAGUUUUUACAUUUCCGGCAUAUGCCCGUCAUCGAUAUCCGCAUUUGAAGUUCGCUCUUUCUUCCCUUCAUUCUGGGAGUCUGCUUACGACUGCAGCAAAGAAGAAGAAGAGCGACGAAGACGAGUUUCGGCAGCAGCAGAGGAAGCACUUCAGGACAGCAGGGAGUGAACACCACGGAAUGACAUUGCCCAGCAGUGCACGAGUUUAUGCGGACGUCAAUUCGCACAAGCCUCGUGAAUAUUGGGAUUACGAGAAUUAUGUCGUAGAUUGGGCCAACCAGGAUGAUUACCAGCUAGUUCGGAAACUUGGCCGAGGAAAAUACAGUGAAGUGUUCGAAGCUAUUAAAAUAACCAACAAUGAAAAGUGUGUGGUGAAAAUUCUGAAACCAGUAAAAAAGAAGAAGAUUAAACGGGAAAUCAAGAUUCUGGAAAAUCUUCGUGGUGGCACCAAUAUCAUCACUCUGCUGGCCGUAGUGAAGGAUCCGGUUUCUCGUACGCCGGCUCUGAUCUUUGAGCAUGUGAACAACACUGAUUUCAAACAACUUUACCAGACCCUGACGGAUUACGAUAUCCGGUACUAUUUGUAUGAACUGCUGAAGGCAUUGGAUUAUUGUCAUAGCAUGGGAAUUAUGCACCGCGAUGUAAAACCGCAUAAUGUUAUGAUUGAUCAUGAAAAUCGGAAACUGCGGCUUAUUGAUUGGGGCUUGGCCGAAUUCUACCAUCCCGGACAGGAGUACAACGUUCGUGUUGCUAGUCGCUAUUUCAAAGGCCCUGAACUGCUAGUCGAUUAUCAAAUGUAUGACUACUCACUCGACAUGUGGUCACUUGGGUGUAUGCUUGCCUCUAUGAUCUUCCGGAAGGAACCAUUCUUCCAUGGUCACGAUAACUACGACCAAUUGGUGCGUAUUGCCAAGGUUUUGGGUACGGAAGACCUCUUUGCGUAUCUCGACAAAUACAACAUCGAGCUAGAUCCACGCUUCAAUGAUAUCCUCUCAAGACACUCUCGGAAGCGAUGGGAACGUUUCGUGCACUCCGAGAAUCAACAUCUAGUAUCUCCAGAAGCCCUGGAUUUCUUGGAUAAACUACUUCGUUAUGAUCACUACGAACGUCUUACAGCAAGGGAAGCUAUGGAACAUCCUUAUUUUGCGGUCAUCGUUAAUGGCCAGAUGCCUCCACCAUCGUCCUCUACGAAGGGAAGCAAUCAAUAAUUGUAACCACAUCAAAUAAUUACAAUAAAUGAUGAACUAUAACAUUAAUUACAAUGGUAAAACAAUAAAUUUAUAAGCAUAUGAUUCAAUAAUUCGAAUAACCAGGGGAAAAACAACUAAAGAAAGGCCAUUAGGAGGAGCAUGACGUCGAAUAUUGUUCGGAGCAAGAAGAGACACUCGAUUCUGAUCAAUCCAAGUUGAUACUCCAAAUUGUCGUUGGCGAUGUGCAAAAUAUAACUAUGAACAAGGAAUGAUUGUUUUCGUCAUCAGUCGUAGAAUA
Molecule: messenger RNA, 1630 nt
Organism: Aedes albopictus (Asian tiger mosquito)
Lineage: Eukaryota; Metazoa; Arthropoda; Insecta; Diptera; Culicidae
Gene: CkIIalpha
Product: casein kinase II subunit alpha
Exons: 2
Coding region: 322-1350 (342 amino acids)
Biological process (GO): peptidyl-serine phosphorylation; peptidyl-threonine phosphorylation; regulation of cell cycle
Cellular component (GO): protein kinase CK2 complex; nucleus; cytosol
Molecular function (GO): protein serine/threonine kinase activity; ATP binding
Source: RefSeq, a predicted model, not a curated record